AUGAGCGCUGGGGUGGCGGCGGCCGGGCAGCGGCCCCCCAGCUCGGGGAUCCCGGGCUCUCGGGGCGCGUCGCGCCCGCGCCCCCGCCAGCCCGCGGUCGUCCAGCACUCCGGACAGCACGGCGCGCAGGCUGGGCACAGCGAGGCGCAGAAGCGGGUCGUGGACCUGGAGAAGAGCCUGCAGUUCCUGCAGCAGCAGCACUCUGAGACUCUGGUCAAGCUCCACGAGGAGAUCGAGUACCUCAAGCGGGAGAACAAGGAUCUCCAUUACAAGCUAAUAAUGAGUCAGAAGCCAAAGAAAGGCAGCAUUUCCAGUUCCAGCUUUCAUUCCAUCAAGUCCGUCUCAAAUUCGACAUCAGUGACCGCCUUGGCUGCUGCCAACUCUCAAGGCAAGGCCCGGACCCAGCUCAGCUUCUCCAAGAGGCAAGACUCGAAAGCUGAUGUUCCCCAGAAGAUGGACCUGGAAGAAGAGACCCCAGUUGCUGCCCUGUUCCACAACAGCAAGCUGGACAAAGCCCCAGGGAUGCAGGGGCCGGCCAAUGACUGUUCCAGAGAGGAAGAAGGGGAGACCUCCAGUGCAGUGGCGAGCUCCACGGCAGGCAACCAGCACAAGGGCAAGCAGCCCCCCGCGAUGAGCCUGCCUCCAUACCUGCGCAAGCCCACCACAAUUCAGCAAUGUGAGGUUAUCAUCCGCCAGCUGUGGAACGCCAACCUCCUGCAGGCCCAAGAGUUGCAACACCUCAAGGCUCUCCUGGAAGAGAAUCAGAGACCCAAGGCUGCCCCUGAGGAGUCUGGGCCCAGCUCUCCCAAGGACCAGGAGGCCCUUCACCCAGGAGCCAUGCAGCUCCCCAAGGUCCCCACCAAGGGCGUCUCCAAGAAAUGCCUGAUUCUGAGCCCGAUGCCCAUGGCGGAGCGCUCCAUCCUGCCGGCGCUGAAGCAGACCCUGAAGAGCAACUUCGCUGAGCGGCAGAAGAGGCUGCAGGUGGUGCAGAGCCGGCGACUGCACCGCUCGGUGCUCUGAGGCCAGUGGCGCCCAUCUGCGCCUGCACAGCAGCUCUCGGCCAGGCCCGUGACCAACCCCCCGGCUGGAGAUCCUCACCCUCUCUAGAUAGCACUUCCAGACAAUUCUCAUACGUUUAGGCCAACUGAAAUUCCAGAUAAACGAAACUCGUGGCAGAUAAAGUACUUGGUCUCAGAACUGGGAAACUUUAUUUUCUUGCUCAGUAUUUUGCUAUUCUGCGUUUACAUGAAAACAUGAAAGAAGUAUUACCCUACCCCGCUGAAGACUGGAAAUAAAGCUCGUUCCUCCA
Molecule: messenger RNA, 1309 nt
Organism: Neogale vison (American mink)
Lineage: Eukaryota; Metazoa; Chordata; Mammalia; Carnivora; Mustelidae
Product: coiled-coil domain-containing protein 74B-like
Exons: 8
Coding region: 1-1020 (339 amino acids)
Source: RefSeq, a predicted model, not a curated record